Messenger RNA from Aegilops tauschii subsp. strangulata, 686 nucleotides. RefSeq names its product mitochondrial import inner membrane translocase subunit Tim9. The record is from RefSeq and is a predicted model, not a curated record. Lineage: Eukaryota; Viridiplantae; Streptophyta; Magnoliopsida; Poales; Poaceae.
CCCACUUCCUUCUCCUCGGCUCGGCGGCCGCCUCCGCCCCACUCCCCACUUCUCCCCCAAGAAAAAGCCGAAUCAUGGACACCAGCGGCGCCGCCGCCGCCGCCGCCGGCGGAGGCAGCGAGGAGGAGGACCAGGCCCGCCUGGCCGCCAUCACCGACAACCUCAAGGCCCGUGACUCGAUCCGGCUGUACACCUGGCUCUCGCACCGGUGCUUCUCCGACUGCGUCACCACCUUCUACCGCAAGACGCUGGGCAAGCGCGAGGGGGACUGCGUCCGCGCCUGCGUCCGCAAGUACCAGCUCGCCACCGCCGCGUCCGCCGCCCGCUUCAACAAGCUCGCCGACCCCUCCGCCGCGGCCGACGACGAGGACGAGGACGACUGAUUCGUGCGGCCCUGCGCUCCACUCCACCCUCGGCUGGGGGAACUUUUUUGCCUGCUCUGGUUAGUCUUCUGCAGUUUGAGUUCUGAUGUAGCGCUUGUGAUGCCUGAGAGAGACACCAGUAGUGACAGAGUAGAACGAACCACGGAUUCUGAAUUUCUGAUGCGAUAUUGAUUGCGGCUGUAUCGAACCACACCACGGAUUCGGAACAUGGGUGGAUGCAAACAUGCAUGGUUUCCAUGCUUUACAAACUUAGUAUCGGUGAAUGUUUCACUGAAUGUCAUGCAUUUCCUUGUCUGAUUGAAA